Messenger RNA from Prunus avium (sweet cherry), 622 nucleotides. The record is from RefSeq and is a predicted model, not a curated record. NCBI's taxonomy places the organism in Eukaryota, Viridiplantae, Streptophyta, Magnoliopsida, Rosales, Rosaceae.
AAGUCAAGCCCUUCAGUGGGUGACUGCCUCUGCCUUCACAGAAAAAUCCUUAAUAACUUGAAUUCCAUUUAAGUUUAAAACUUCAUAUAAUAGCAAAUAUAUAAAAGGUCUAUUAACCAAAUCCCAUCACACAUCCUUUGCCUCUCUCUCUCUCUCUCAGCCAAAAAAGCCAGUAGCUUGAGAGGCCUUUGGCUAAUCAUCAUAUUCAUCAUUAACUAAGGACCAGAGCUCAUGAAGCAAAAGGUUGUGAUCAAGUUGUCUGUGCAUGAUGAGAAAUCCAGAGCCAAAGCUAUGAAGGCUGCAGUUGGGGUUGAUGAUAUGUAUAUAUUAUAUACAGGGGUGAACUCAGCAAGUUUGCAGCAGGACAAGGACCUAAUAGAGGUGACAGGGGAAGGGAUUGAUGUGGUUCUGCUCACAACUCAGCUCAGAAAAAGCUUGAAGUAUGCUGAGGUGGUCAGUGUGAACCCCGUGGAGGAAAAGAAAAUUGAGGAAAACCAGGAUAAAGGGAAGAACAAAGAGCCAGAGGCAACAAUCCAGUAUCUCAUGGGCUGUCCUCCUCCUCAAUGCAUUUGCGCUCCUUGUCCGCCAUACCAAGAUUCCAGUUGCCCUAUUUUGUAAUUAA